Aspergillus ibericus CBS 121593 is the source of this 1783-nucleotide messenger RNA. Its product is annotated as diacylglycerol/lipid kinase family protein. The coding region runs from base 157 to 1578 and encodes 473 amino acids. The record is from RefSeq and is a predicted model, not a curated record. Gene Ontology annotation, cellular component: cytoplasm; intracellular membrane-bounded organelle; membrane. Lineage: Eukaryota; Fungi; Ascomycota; Eurotiomycetes; Eurotiales; Aspergillaceae. The transcript has a single exon. Gene Ontology annotation, biological process: sphingosine biosynthetic process.
GAAGCUGGCAAUAAACCACCUUUUGUGUAAAGAGCACACUGUCUACCUUAGCGGGCCUCUUCUCUAAUAUCUAAUUCAUCUAAGAUCCUUUCCCCUUUGCUUUUAACGCCUUUCAUACCUUUUUGCUAGCGAAGGUCCCAGCGAUAUCUACCUAGCAUGACCCCCCCUGCCGUUGUUUAUAAUACCGAUGAUGGGUGCUUUGACUGCAAUCCAUGCAGCGACAGUAUCCGAUUCAAAUCUGAUCAAUCCCAGAAAGAAACAACAAUUGCUGUUGCAAACAUCAUUUGUAUAGUUCCCAAAGAUAACUGCGGGGAAACAGUGUAUUCUCUGCUAUAUCUUCGGAAUGACGCGGAGGCAACCGGCAUCAAAGAUGAACGUCUGUUACUAGACAACAUCCUGCUAGCUACAGUACCUAAGCCGUUGGCAGAGCGCUACUUGUAUGCGCAGCUGCCGCCACACCUGUGUCCCUCCGGAUCUAGAAGGGGAAGCAUGGAUAUCAUCGUGUCUACGACGUCCGGAACAGGGACAGGAGCGAGCUUCUUUAACAAUAUUCUACGACCGCUACUGUCACAUCUCGGUGUAAACGAGUAUAAAACUCACGAGACUCAAUCGACACAAACUAUCACCGAACUCUGCAACGCAAAGUUUAUCCCUCGUGCCAGCGAAAGACUUCCGCAGACCAUUAUCCUUCUCUCGGGUGAUGGAGGCCUGACCGACAUGAUUGACGCCUUCCACAGUACUCUAGAUAGCCUCACUGUUCCCCCAACCAUUGCUCUCAUCCCGAUUGGAACGGGUAAUGCUAUGGCAAACUCGUUAGGGUUAUUGGCAUGUCCAGCAGCUGGGUUGGUAGCUUUGCUGCGCGGGACGCCAGCAAGCAUACCUACUUUUGCUGCCGAAUUUUCACCGGGGGCGCGAUAUAUCAUUGACGAGGGCCGCCAAAGAGUCCCCAUAUUACGCAUGAGCGAUGACGGACACCCCAGGGUUUACGGUGGCGUUGUUGCCAGCUGGGGUAUGCACGCUGCAUUGGUUGCCGACAGUGACACUCUGGAAUAUCGCAAAUUCGGGGCCGAUAGAUUCAAACUAGCUGCAAAAGAGAUACUUUAUCCUUCCGACGGUACAGAGCCUCACAAGUUUAGAGGCGCUGUCACUCUUUUCAAGAAAGACAACCAGACUCAGAGCAAGCAUGAAGAGCUCCUGAGGCGCAAAGAGCAUAUGUAUGUGCUAGCGAGUCUUGUCUCGAAUCUUGAAAAAGACUUCAUGAUUUCUCCUCUGUCCAGACCUUUGGAUGGCCGUCUUUGGAUGGUUCACUUUGGGCCAAUGUCACCAUCAAGUGUCAUGCAAGUAAUGACUUCUGCAUACCAAAGGGGCCAGCACGUAGGCAACGAGAGCAUCUCCUACGAGGAGAUCGAAGGAUUCCGGAUUGAACUUGGCGAAUUGGAUGAAAGAUGGAGGCGAAUCUGUAUCGAUGGUAAGAUCAUCAUUGUUGAAACCGGGGGUUGGGUGAAGGUACACAAAGAUCCUAAAAGACUCCUGAACAUCCUCCUGCUGCAAAAUUCCCCACACCAAUGCAAUAACUGAAGUCUUAUGACUUCCGGUUACUUCUGGUAGUACUAACGCAAUGAUGAGUGAUCAGCAGAGAGUAACUAAUUAGUCGGCUUGUUGGUUCAAUUAGGAAAUACACGGACGUGCGAUUUUUGAACAAAUUUAAGGCCAUAGUAUUAUCAUUAUGGUGGCAUAAAUCGCCCUUAAAAGAAUUAAUGGACCAUAUCUUUAGCUGCUGUCA